This is a messenger RNA of Fonsecaea nubica, 1689 nucleotides long. RefSeq lists its product as hypothetical. The coding region runs from base 1 to 1689 and encodes 562 amino acids. The record is from RefSeq and is a predicted model, not a curated record. NCBI's taxonomy places the organism in Eukaryota, Fungi, Ascomycota, Eurotiomycetes, Chaetothyriales, Herpotrichiellaceae. The transcript is spliced from 2 exons.
AUGGUGUUCGAGGCCAUCAAAGAGUCAUGGAGACUCUUUACUCCCAUGGAGAAGAGGAAUAUUGCCAUCUACAUUGUCGGAAUCAUGUUGUACAAAUUUGGACUUGAGGCUUUCAACGGUUCAAUCGUCGCCCUGGCCACCAACAAAUACGACUACGAAGCCUGGCUCACCGAUACCACCCCCAGGACCUUUGAGCGCGUUGGCCUGUUGACCGGCCUCAAUCAGGCCUUCCAAUGUGUGGGCUCGAUUUUGAUUGCGCCUCUCAUCAAACGGUGGCCUACCAAGCUGGUCCUCGCAGUGGCGAUAAUGGUGUUCGGUGUCAUGACGGCCAUUCUCCUUGUCGUGGACGCUGGUACCGGCGGGCGUUUCAAGCCUGAUAAUUGGGGAGAUACCCACGACGACGAUGACUUUGGGUACUACGGCUCCUACAACGCCAAUGGGAUCAUCCCCAUCUACUGUGUCAGCGGCAUUGCCUAUGGGAUGGUUGAAUUGAUCCGACGUGUCAUUCCACGAGACAUUGUUGGAGGCAACGUCCAAAAGCUUCGACGUAUGGACUCGCUUGUUCACAUCUUCUACGAAAUUUCUGGCACCGCGGGCGCCUUCUGCACGGCUUUGGCUUUGAUCCCUUCAUUCGGCAACAACUAUUCCUUCAUUAUCACCCCCAUUUUCUUCGCUGCCGCUGCAGCCGUUUGGUUCUUCAUCUCCAACCUCAACUAUAAGAAGCCGUUGAAGGAAGGAGGCAACUACCUCCUAGCCGUGGCCAUGGGCUUCUGGCUCUUCUUCGAUUCCAUCUGGACUGGUUUCAAGAUCAUCUUCAGCUCUCGCAAGUUUAUCUGGCUCUUGCCAGGCUACUCCUUUGCACUCUAUGGUCACCGAUAUCUCGAGAACGGCAUUGCGCCCGCUGUGGCUCGACGAUAUCUAGGGAACUCUGCUUGGUCACAGAUCAUGGUGGGAGGUAGUAACUUUGGCGAGCUUCUUGGUGCCGGAUUUGUCUUUCUCUUCACCAAUCUCGUCCAGACUCCGAUGCCAUGGCUCCGACUCGAUGCCCUGAUGCUUCUCAUAGUAUGGUAUCUCCCUUACUGGCACCCAAAGCGGGGUGAUGUCAAUGAAGCCUGGCGCGUCGCCGGAACCUUCAUUCCCAUCUCGUUCGGUUGGGCAGCUGGCGAUGUCUCCCUCGCUGCUUACAUCCAGGCCUCGCUCGCCCGCCUAGAGGCCGAAAACAAGGAGGUCUCAGCGUUAGGUGCUGUCAUGGCCUUCCUCUAUUCGACAUACAUCGUCAUUUAUGCCAUCUGCUCUCCCCUUCUAGGUCGAUACAUCGAUCGUGUCUAUGCCAACACAGGUGGCUCUGACGGUGGAAACAUCCGUGAAGCCAUCAGAAAUGUGGGUGGCGUGCAAUUUACUGUGAUUAUGGCAGUUGUGUUCGCCUCAACUUUCAUUCCUAAAGGGGCCGUGGCUUUCAAUCCUAAGAUGCUCAAUGAUGAGGUCCUUGACAAGGAUCUUGACCAUGAGAGUGAAAAUGGGUUUGUGGAUGAAAAGGAUCGCAAGGCUAGUGCUUUGGAUGCGAAGGUGGAGGAGCAAGCGGAAGAAAGCCGUCAGAGUGUUACAAGAGUGUCUGCUGAUAUCAACGACACCUUUUCGCCAGAUCUAAAGCAUAUCAGAGAGGAAAAUGGAGGUCCACUGAGGACCUAG